AUGUAUCCCAUCCACAAGGCCUAUCUGUUUGACUACCUUUUCGAAGGAAACAAAUCCACCUACACCCAAUUCAACAAUACCUCUGACCCAAUAAGAAGUAUGAAAGUAUCGGAGGAUAUGCAUCCCCCAGUUUCACCCAACUACUUCCUCAGAAGCUCCGUCAAAAAGUCAAGCAAGCUCCAGUACGAGGCCCCCACAGAAAUCCUUCAAGCUAUCUUUUUGGAGCUUGCCACUAUAAAUGACGCCAAGGCAGUCAUUACCACAUGUCACAGGAUGAAUGACGCCUUCAACGGCUACAAGAAGACGAUUAUUUGGACCAUCCUUUGUCGCGAGUUGGGACCAACGUUACCCGGCACCUUCGGGGCUCUAGCGAUCUUUGUGUCCCCUCGCAAGGGGCCCGUCGACGAAAAAUUGUUUCUCGAGAGAAAGAUGUCCGCCCGGUACUGGGCACCGAUGCUGAGGGAGCACGGAGAGCUCGCACGGAGGCUACUUACGCUUGCGAUGGCGGCUCGGAUGCUGGCUGUGUAUCGGCGAUUUCCCAAAGAGGUCAAUUACAGCGCUGGCGGGGAGUGCUCAGCCUGUGUGAGCAGCACGUUGGCGGACGGAGACUGGGAUCCCAGGGAGGAGAAUACGGUUGGGAAUUGUCUCGAGCACUUGUUGCAGGCGAAUGCUGUGCGUUUCCGGCUGAAAUGCCGUAUGGUACUGGACUAUAAGAAGCCCGCUGAAAUUCCGGGUGUCUGGAGGGGGGUCUCUGGUCUGUGGUGGGACUGGUGGUAA
Messenger RNA from Diaporthe citri, 777 nucleotides. RefSeq lists its product as uncharacterized. Bases 1 to 777 code for a protein of 258 amino acids. The transcript has a single exon. NCBI's taxonomy places the organism in Eukaryota, Fungi, Ascomycota, Sordariomycetes, Diaporthales, Diaporthaceae. The record is from RefSeq and is a predicted model, not a curated record.